UCUUUGACAUUCAGAUCGCACCGUCCGUUGCCGACUUUAUCCGUGGAUAACUGCGUUGAGUGGCGGGUGGUGAGUGGUGAAUGGUGAGUGCAGUAUCAGGAUUCGCACAGCUUUGCCUACUCGCGACUUUCCGCCUCAGUCGCGUUUUACGCGUCGUACGUGCAAGUGUGUUACGUUCUCUCUGUACAAUUAUUUUUUCUUAUCUAAACCGCUUACUUUUUACAUUACUAUUACUAUAUUCAUUUUUUUUUUAUUAUUAUUCAUUACUCUGAACUGCAGACAUCCCACGUGGAAACUUGGCAAAUAUUUUCCACUGGAGAUUUUCCACUAAUAAUUUUUAUUAAAUUUAAUCUUUUUGUUAUUUUUUUUAUUCUUUUUUUUGAGCUUGAAUCAGAAAAAAUAUCGUAUUAUUUGAUAUUUUUAUUAAAAAAAUUCUUUUAGUGUAACAGACUGAACAACGAGUCUCAAAGGACACUAUUCAUGUUGAAUCCUAUUGUUGGUAGGAUACAAAGUACAAUGAAAUUGUGAUAAAUGAAGAAAAUAUUCAUAAAAUCUCGUGCAAUAUUAAAUUUCCUAUUAACUAAUUUCUUGUACUUAAGUCCAACAAUGAAGAUUUGAUGAUUAAAUUAAUUUACUAAGAUAAAAAUAAAUAAACUAAGUGCAUGUUGUGCAGUUAAAAUUUUUCUUCUUUAUCUAAAAUGUAUUUCUCUAUAAUUACAUUCACGUAGCAGAAUGGUAUCUAGAUUUUCGUGUUAAAACUUUAGUACAGCACUUGCGCGAGACACUUUGCAAAGCUCUCAGUAAUAUACUGUCAAAGGAUAUUCGGUUGAAUAACUUUAUUAACUUAUAAACUUUUAAAGUGCUGUGUAACAGGUAAUUCAACAAAUUUACCAAACUUUAUAUGUAAAUUAAAUGCUCCAAUUCAUUCAUCAAAUAGGAAGAGUUUUCGCUUUAGAAAUUUUUUUUUUGAAUCAACAAACAGUUAAAUAGUGCACUGUGAAAAAUCAAAAAACGAUCUAAAGUUUUUUUUAUUUUAACUUUUUUAAAUAAAAAUUAAUUUGAAUCUGUGGAAGAAAUUACAAUAAUGACAUUUGAAAAAAAAUUUUUUUUUUUAUUUUCCAAGUGGUUUAAUGUCAAAAAGUGACAAUGCCUGUACAAUACACGCGGCGAAUCGUACCGAGGUAAACAAACUCGGUGAAUAAAAUUAGCAAUCUCGGCAUAUAUGUUAUCGAGUAUUCAUUGUUAUUGUUAUUACCAUUAUUAUACGAUAUAGUAAAUGAAUAAAAAAAAAGAGUGAGUGGUACAGUAGUUGGAAGGAAUAAUAAUAUCGAUAAUAGCGAAGAAUAUAUCUGAGAAAAAAUAAAAGUGGCGGAUAGUGCAAAGGGGGGCGAUAGUGGAGGGAAAAGGGUGAUUGAGAUAGAAUGGGAAAAAACCUGAGGACAGGAAAUGAACUCAGGAGAAGAUGAGGAGAAUCGAUUGGUGAUAUCACUUGAGCCAGGUUCGAUCGACGCUCUGGCUCGAGACUCAACAAAGACAAGAGAGAGACAUGUCUACUGAUGAAACGGUCGCCCUGUUGUCCGGCGACAACGAGACCGUUUUAGAACUUGAUAACGAGAUUCUUCCCGUUACCAAUGUCACCGAUGAGGGGUAUGAUGUUACAUACGUUCUGCCAAAUAGUUCGUCUAUCUUCGAGGUCAACGCCACCACUGAAAUUGACUCUUUCUACUUUUACGAGACAGAACAAUUUACAUUACUAUGGUUUCUAUUUACUAUAAUUGUCGUCGGUAACGUCUCUGUGCUGAUGGGUCUACUGUUGGGAAAACGCCGGAAAUCACGGAUGGAUUUUUUUAUUAAGCAACUGGCCAUCGCUGAUUUACUCGUCGGUUUAAUUUCGGUCCUGACGGAUAUUGUAUGGAGAGUUACGAUAAUAUGGCAUGCAGGCAACAUCGCCUGCAAGCUCAUUAAAUUUCUUCAAGUAGUUGUGACGUACAGCUCAACGUAUGUAUUAGUCGCACUUUCAAUAGACAGAUAUGAUGCCAUUACUAGGCCGAUGAAUUUUUCCGGAAGCUGGUGGAGAGCCAGAGCUCUUGUUGCAACAGCUUGGGGAUUAUCUGUGGCAUUUAGUAUUCCUAUUAUUUUUCUUUAUGAAGAGAAGCUCAUCCAGGAAAAAAAACAAUGUUGGAUAGACCUGGGAUCACCCGUAAAUUGGCAAAUUUACAUGAGUCUAGUGAGUUUUACAUUAUUUAUAGCGCCUACUAUCAUUAUUUGUGGGUGUUAUUUGGUGAUAGUGACAACUAUCUGGACUCAAAGCAGUGCAUUGCGUCAAAGUCCGAUGCGGGACGACAGACGAGCUUCGUCCAGGGGGUUAAUACCGCGUGCUAAAAUAAAAAGCGUUAAAAUGACAUUCGUUAUAGUUUUCGUUUUUGUUCUCUGUUGGAGUCCAUAUAUCGUCUUUGAUUUACUUCAAGUAUAUGGCUACGUACCGAAAACACAGACAAACAUUGCGGUUGCAACAUUCAUUCAAAGUCUAGCCCCGCUAAAUUCAGCAGCAAAUCCAAUCAUAUACUGUCUUUUCAGCACACCAUUUUGCAAGAACGUACGGCGAUUUCCUGGGUUUCGGGACGGUGCUGUACGUGUUCACAUAAUUGCUUUAGCGCCAGUAAUAUUCGGAGGAGAGCAACGAGAACGACGACGGUUACAACAUCGUUGACUGCUCAUUCUUCAAGAAGAAGCGGGCAUAUUCCUAUACUGCAUACCGCAUCCAAAAAACAUGUAAUGGUAUCGUUUGUUUAAAUGAUAAAUAGUAUUAGAAAUUAUCUAAUUAUGUAUAUGUAUACAUAUUAAAAAUAAUUU
Messenger RNA from Cotesia glomerata, 2853 nucleotides. RefSeq names its product cardioacceleratory peptide receptor (gene CCAP-R). Gene Ontology annotation, biological process: G protein-coupled receptor signaling pathway. Gene Ontology annotation, cellular component: membrane. The coding region runs from base 1547 to 2710 and encodes 387 amino acids. NCBI's taxonomy places the organism in Eukaryota, Metazoa, Arthropoda, Insecta, Hymenoptera, Braconidae. The record is from RefSeq and is a predicted model, not a curated record. The transcript is spliced from 8 exons. Gene Ontology annotation, molecular function: vasopressin receptor activity.